Molecule: messenger RNA, 627 nt
Organism: Symbiodinium natans
Lineage: Eukaryota; Dinophyceae; Suessiales; Symbiodiniaceae
Source: the annotation of a GenBank genome assembly
AUGCAUGGAGAUUCCCUGCGACGCGGGCCCGGGCUACGCCUGAGACUGUUCCAGUUCGGCAUUCUUUUCGUCCUGGGUCUGGCCUUGCGGCACGAUGAAGACAUUGAGUCGUUUGAGUUGACGGUCGAGGGCUCCGAGGAGGGCCAGAUUCGAAAGACUCGCCAGAACUCCUCGCUGGAAGCCCGAAGAUACCGCAAGCGGCGCGACGUGCGGCGCACGCACGAAGGAUGUGAGGAACCUCAGAAGAUGGACAGCGCUCAGGAGGAGGCGCUCUUCAACACACAGUGUGGCAGCUGCCAGCCGACUGACGGGACCUGCCUGAAACGACGUGCGAUCUGCAUAUUCGACGUUCGGGUUCAGCACUACCAGUCUGGCAUGAAAGCGAUUGCCGACAAAGUCCCGAGGCAAGAUCUUCAGAAUUGCAGCGUGCAGAUCGAGCUACCCACAGAAGACAAGCCUGUUGGAGCGAAGGAAGUCAGAGACUUUGACGGCUCUUGCUUGAAAAGUUGCCUCGAAGAGGAGGCGCACGGAGACUUUGAGGCAAACAUGGAGGAGGACAUUUGUGAUGGCGUGCCUGGUUCAGAGGGUGUGCACUUUGGCUGCUUGGUCAUGGUCACGCCGGAGUGA